GGGUUUUUGUUUGGCGGUGCUGCGUCCCCCGAAGAAUGCACAAAUAAAACGCAAAAAGCUUGGGGCUUUAGAAAUCGAAGGUGAAUCAUGGCCACGCUAGUGAAGCCCAAAAAGCAGAAAAGCAAAGGGUCUCGCCACACAGGGCAGAUCCAAAAAGAGGAAGAAGAACAUGCUGAGUUAUCAACAAGUGAAGAACAAAGACCUGCGGACAAUGUGUCGCUGCUGGAGGAAUUCGAGCGAGUGGCGGCCUUGGCUAGCAGUUCCAGUGCCGAGGCCAUCAUCAGCCACGAGUGCUGCAUCUCCAGCGAUGUACGGGAAUUGCCGGAGGAGCCAGAAAGUCGGGAGGAGCCAGAAUCGCAGGAGGAACCCUCUCCCGAGACGGAUGCCCAACCCAGUGCCCCAAGUGCCCCGCCCUCGACGACCGUUCACAUCGUCCAGUACCCCAAUCUGCAGCCCAUGCAGCUGUCCAAUGCCCGAGUGGAGGAGCAGUCCGCCAAGAUUGUGUACCGCCAGGCGGAGUCUCCCACCGGUUUUGCCCUGGCCAGGAGUCACAUUAGGCCAUUGACUACCGAGCAACUGCGUCAAAUCUACGAUUGUCCCGACCUGGAGCUGGCCAAACAAUUCGAGCUGGAGUUUCUCAUGAACUCACUGCUGGAGUCCAGCGAAUCGGAUCCUCUGUAUGCUGCUCUAAUGGAAUACUACGAGCUGCAGGGCAAGAUCACCUCGAAUCUGCACGAUGUGGAGAAGCUGCGCAAAGGCUGCACGGAUUCCCAAAAGCAAAUCUGGGUGCGACAGCCAGUAACGCGUACUUUCAGUGGAACCUGCGGGGAUGGCAAUGUGGUUCAGGAGAGUGUAACCUACGAUCAGAUCAAGGUGGACCCUAUUAAACUGGAAGUGGCCCAGACGGCAUUGACUGGUCUCUACGAUCUAGUCUGUCACACUUACACCAACAACCUGAUUACAGCCAAGAUAACCAAAGUGAAGGUGGACCAAAUCAUCAACGAUCUGCUGACCUAUCCAAAUGGAGAUGGACAGUCGGCAAUUUUAUUACAUCCCUCACAGUCUGGACAGGCUCUGGAGUGCGUUUCCCAACUGAGGCGAGCCAUCUCCAUACUCUUCAGUUUCGUUCGAAGACCAAGUCCCAAUGCGAACUUCGACAAGGACCUCAAGGAAUGGCUGCGCAAGCUGAUUGCUCUGCAACUUUUGCUGGCCACCAAGGAGGAUCACUGGUUCCUGCUGUUCAACAUCCUGCGCUGCCCCAAUGGCGUUGGCUCCUGGGCCGCACAAUUCCUGCAGUUGCCGGGAACGCAAAAUGUGGGUCGCGGAGCCCAACAGAACGAGCUGCCACUAGACCUUAACUCUCCCGAACUCAACCACUGUAUGGCCGUGCUGCAGAUUCUGCUGAUGCCGGUGAAGAAGCGAAACGAGUAUCUCACGAGUCAGGCCCAAGCACACCGAGAACUUACGGAAGCAGCGGGAGCCACAGAUCGCUGGAUAGUAGUGGAUUCCGAUGGCGAGGACUCCCAUACACCCGCUGGCGAAUGUAUAGGACUGAAAGAAAGCGAUCUGAUCGCACUACUUAACCAGUUGCCUUUCGAGAAGAUCUUUACCUCCGCCAUGCGCAUUGAGAAGUUCCUGAACGACUAUAUCCUCGAGCCGGAUAUGAUCACUGCCCAGCAAAUGCUCGCCGUAGUUGUCUUCUUUUCCCAACUGGUCAAAUCAAUGGGCGAGGGAUUGCUGACGUACAAUAACGAGCGAUAUAAGCAGCUGGCCAAACGCCUCGGUCGUUUGGUGCGACACACCCUCCAAUACGUCUUCGAUUACCACGAAUUGUUCAUAAACAACAACCUGUGCAAGUCCCCAGACAUGUUCGAGCGCAUUCAAGUGGAGCUACAAGCUUUGCUAGUUCGCGCCUGUGGCUACAUCUACCGCACACGAAACCUGGGCACCUGGCAGUACUUUUCAACUUUGCCCUUUGGCACCUUGGAUGCAGAGGUCAUCUGGCACUUGUUCUACUACCUAAAUGUGGGUUUUCCCACGGACUUGGAAAACGAUUUAGUGAGCAAUGCGGAGGCUGCCUUUCAGUCGGAGGACUUCUGGCGAAAAUUCGAUCUGGCGAAUGCAGAUGUGGCGCCCGAAGAUAUGUACUACCUUCUGCAGACCUUCUUUGAGAUGGCCAACGAUCGGAAUCGCUCCAAGGAUGGGAGCCUUGUCAAGGCCAUCUGCCUGCACAUCUUCCACAUCGGAUACAUACAUAAGACUACGAGGGAGAUUUGCUAUAAAACAGCGCGUGAUAUGCUAGCCAACUUAAUGGAUGAGGAUCUGUUAGGAUGCCUGCUGGUUCAACUAAAGAUGCGAUACGGGGAAGUAGACCAAGCUGCGUAUCUUUUCAAGGCUCUGCCACUGGAGAACUGGCACCCCAGCAUGGAUAGCUUCGAGGUGCUCUCGAACUGGCUUCUUCACUUUGACUACCAAUCUUCCGAGAGUCAUUUAGCUCGCUUGAUCAUCAGUCACCUAAACUGGGGAUUGGAUAUUGAGGGACGUCUCUUUCUGCCCCACAACAUUCAUGUGAGGAUGGCGCACCUGGUGAAUGAGGCCUUGAACAAGUAUGCUCCCGAGGUUAUUGGAGCCUCCGGCAUUUCUGAGAGCGUGCGUCAGGUGUCCUCGCUAAUUGAUUCCACGCAAUCGAGUCGGGAACAGUUCACGAACUGGUGCUGGCGCAUGGUUUCUGUACUGCGCCUACACCUGAUGGACCAAGGCGUAGAGUCCGUCAAGCGUACGCUUCAACACCCCACGGAACCGCUCCUUUUUAUUCCCGAGCUAGAGCGAAUGGAAAUGAUCUUCCAGGGCGUAAAUGAGAAUCGCCCGCUGGCCCUGUAUGUGGGGAUGCUGGUCAGCUUACAUGGCCACUCUAUUCCGAUUAUCUGCCAGCACGGGUUCAAUCUUCUCCAGCAACUACUUUUGGAUCACCGUCAUGCGGCCACCAUUCGGUGUUUGGAACUAAUAGUUCCGCUGUUUUUGGAAACACCAGAAACUCUGGCGAACUGUGAAAGUUUUCAGAGACUGUUGAUCACACUAUUAAAUGCGGACAGAACUUAUUUGAAGCUGGCUAAGGACAUGGUGUAUGCAAAUUCUAUUGGCCCUAUUCUGGAAUUGCUGGACAACAUGCUUCAUCAUCAGAUUGUUUCGUAUACAAACUAUGGCCUAUGUUCACCGCUUAAUCUUCUCAACAUCUGGCUAAACUGUUUUACCACACUGCCAGGCUGGUCCCAGAACUCGAAUCUUUUGUAUUUGCUUGACAGAAUGCUACGUAUUUCCUACCAGUUUCCCGACUGUCGUGCCCAAGCUGUUGAAUUCUUCUACAAUUAUUACAAGGACUGCACAGACUGGAAGUCACCCCCUAAGGGAUCAGCCUUAAAGGCCUUCUUUGGCGGUCAGUCUCCUUCUCGAAUCCCUUUGAUUUCGCCUCAAAACUGCUGGCUGAAUUUAGUACUACUUGAGAUUGAGUUCCGUCUUGUGGACACGCGCAUCUUCCCGGAACUUUUGCGUCAAGUUUCAGCUCAGCCUAUGGAGGCGGCUCUAAAGAAAACUAUCUCCUUGAGCAAAGCAAACGCCUUUCCCGCCAGCCAACUUGUGAUAUACAAAUAUGCUCAACUGCUGGCCAGUAUGGACAGCAAUCACGCUUUGUUUCCCAUCGUCUGCCAGAAGUUUUUCGAGCUCUAUCUCUGGCGAGUGCCCACUGAAAACGAAUCCCUCAACUUCAGUCACAAUUUUGGGGUAUCCGACAAGUUCUACGAACACAAUGUGCCUUUAAUGAAGAGUAUUAAGUCCCAAUUGAAGUCUGCUGAGUCUUACUACUCGGCAUUGGCAACCAAAAGUGCUAGUGACGAUGCCAUGGGCCAUUUCUAUCGAAGCUGUCGCACGCUUAUGCAAAACUGUGCGCUCUGGCUGGAGGAUACUCAAAUCAAUCGCUUUACCAGUGAUGCAGAGCAUCUGCCGGCACAGUACAAUUCUGAGAAGCUGCGCGAGCUGUUAAGUGGUCAUGUCAACCAUUGGACGGAGUUCCUGUGCCUUCCAGCGCUGCGCAAAGAGCAACGCCAUCAGGCUGAUCAGUGGGGCCGAAAAGUGAUGAGACUGCCCAACCAAAAGGCCCCCAGAACUCCGGUACAACCGAAACCGCGACAGCAACCAGCUCAACAUAUCAAAAGUCUGUUGAACAGCUAUGAAAAGAUUGUCGAGAAUCCGAUUUAUGUUCGUGUGGAACCCAUUCAGACGCCACCCAUCGAUGGAAGUAUUAUGACGCAGCUUAAGAAGCGACUGAACACAUUCAACUCGACGGCCAACAACUACCAUUACAAGACGUCCGAGUUGAAUUCACUGAACCUCAACUAUUUGGAAAGUGUGCCUGCUCUAUACCAAAUGAUUCCUUACGAGGAGACCAGGAGAAAGGAGUGUACUUCCCUGCUCUUUAAGCGGAACUGUACUGCUCCUGCCAAAAUCACACUUACACCGGAGCAUAUACGAAUCAACGAGGUUAUAUCACGUAAACAAACGCAGAACCGAGAACGCCAUGACAAAAUUGUUGAGGAUCUGCUGUUGGCCAUGAAUGUGGAUGCCUUUGCCCAAGCCAUCGAGGAGUUCGGCGUCUGCAUUGGCGCAAUUUUGGUAGCCCCAAUGGAAUCAAGAGUCACACAGAUUGGAGUGCAGGUGUUCUAUCACCUAGUGGAGAACCUUGACGAGGUCACAAUGAAAUUUCAGGCAACACACGACCUGUACUUUCAAGUGCUAGAAAAGCUUGGGGUUUUCUUGCAAGCAGAUCAGGCUGCCCAGGGAUUGGUUGUGCUUCGUCUGGCUCUUAAGCGACCCGAUCUCUUGGAACUGCUAGCCGGUGUAUUCGUGCCCAGCCGCACUGAUGUGGAGCACUUCUUGCCCAUGUACCAGUUUCUCAUCGAUUCCCACCUAAAGCGGUGCGACACACAGACACUGUUUGUGCUAUUCUCCAAGUUUGACCUUUUGGGAUGGAUGGAGGCCUAUCAGCCAAAGCUGAGCGAGAUCAACCGUCUGCUAAUGCUAGUACUUCAGGGACUAGAAGCCUGGUCUCAGCCGGAUAGCAAUCUUCUCCAGGAUCAGUUCCGCAGGCAUCUAGUGCACAUCUUUGGCUACGAUUUCCCCCAGCACUACGGCGAGGUGAUGCAGCUGGUUCUAGACCGCACAUCGGACCAGAAGCUGAUGCCAGUGGUGCUUUUGGACCUGUUGAACGCUUUGUUUGUCCGAGCCAACUGUCCAGAGUUGACUUUGGAGCCAAACGAAGUGCGGUUGCACGAAAUCGCCCUGGAUUUUGCCCGAAGACAAAAGCUAUUCACGCUCAAAGCGGCAACGGACACUCUUUUGCUCUUGUCCCGACACUUCCAGAAGGAACGACUCCAUCACGGCCUGCACGGGUUGUAUCCCAAACACAAGGAUUACUGCCAGCCCUUGGUCUUGUGGUUCACCUGUUUCGGUCAUACGCUCCUGGCCUCGGCCAUUUGCACCUACCAAGAACUUCUAGCUGAUCAGAUCAGCGACAUUGUGUUCGGAUCCAUUGUGGAGACGUACGGCCCUUGGCUAAUCCCCUACACAGAAGAGACGGUCAGCGGCGUGGCCCACUGGAUUCGACAGCUGACUCCCGGCCAGAGCAAAGUGCUCCUGCCGUGGAGCGAACAGCAUGUAAGCAGCAGCAAGCUCAUGAUCCGUUCCUUUGUGGCCACUGUACUGGAAGUGCUGCAGUAUCUGCCGUCGUCGAACAAGAUCCUGGAGCACGUAUUCGCUUGGUAUGUGCACCACUUCGCCCAGCCCAACAUAUCGGGCCACGUGCUAGCUCCCAUUCAUGAGGGAUUGGCACAGUUGCCCUGGGAACGUUUCCUACCGCCGGCACAGCACAUAGAGUUGCUGUACGACAGCCUGCAGAGAUUUCUGCCGGAAUCACACGCCAUGCUGGGUCACAUAUUUAUUCGGAUUGACUGGGACAACUGGUUCGCCCAGAUGCCACAGCCGGUUCCCAUUCUCUCUCGACUUUUCGGAAUCUUUGUGAAAAUCGCCUUCGAACCGAAUAUCCAUAUUCAUCCCAAUACGAGCAAAAUUCUUGAGGAAGCAAUUCGGUAUCCGUGGCACCUGGUGGAAUACAGUGAGCUGGAGCAACUGCUCAAGUGGUUCGUGGCCAGCGUGGAGCCAGCCAUUGCCCUAAAGCUCCCAGCAGAGAGCAAUUAUGCGGAUAGGGCUGUCUUGGAACUCCUUCGCUUGGCUUGUGCCAUGUUGCCGGAACGUUCAGCCCAGGAUGCUGUUGUCCUGGAUACAGCCAAACGCAUGCUCUACACCCGCUCAAUGGUCCGCAUGCAAAGAGCCUGCGGAGCCAAGCACAAGAAGCUUCUAGCCACAAAGGAGGGAGAGCGUGCCUUCACUGACGCCUUUCUAGAGCUGUUGAAUAGCAUCGAUCGAGCCAUCAGCAGCUGCAGCGAGCAUCGAACGCCGGAGGAGCAGCGCAGGGAAGCGCUUAACUUGAUGCUGGAGCUGGUGGCGCCCACCCAAACGCAGAGCCAGGAAGUUUCCAACAUACACAUUAAGGCUCUCGUUUGGUGGCAACAGCGAUGUGCGCCAGGCAACCUGGUCAUGUGCUCCACUCUACCCGCCAUCGGCCACCUGAACACCUACAUCGCCAGCAUUUAUUCUCUACUGGAAGCCAGCAUAGAAAACUACUUCCGCACCUCGUCAGACAGUGCUCCCUGGCAUGCACCCAGCUGGCAAGGCUUGAUGGAGGCGCUGAGCAUGUCGCUACCGAAACUGGACCUUAUGCCCAUAAUGCAGGGUAGCUACUUUUUCUCACUGCACGUGUUCGUGGUCUACAAGAUGGAAGAGAUCGCUACGGAUGGGGACAAGGUGACCUUUUUGCAGGACCUCAGCCAGCUGUUGGAGAACUUGAAAACCAGUCCACAUACGGAACCACAGAUGGCCCUUGUCUGGGGCGUGAUCAUUGCGCGAGGCUGCCAAAUCGCACAGAGCAACCAGCUGGUGAAAAAGCCACUUCACAUGCUGGCCAGGCACCUGCAGAUUGCGUCAACAAAAGCCGAAGGCUGGGGCGAUGGUCUACUGGGCGUGAUCGGUCUAAAAUCGGAGGUUAUUACUAACAGGCGAAAAGUGUUGACCCGUUGCCUAGCCUGUGUCAUCUUCUCACUGUUUCCGGCCAACCGGGACCUCCGUUUGCCAUCAGAGGAGUACGAAAGCGCACUUCGUGAGCUAUCUAUGCUCCUGGCCAACAAGAAGUUCACGGACAUCAAGCCCCUGAUCGUCCGGGCCGUCAGCCUGCUAAAAGAAAACACUUUUCCCGAUAUCCGGGCCGUGCCUCAUAUGGUCUGCCGACUAAUCAGCAUCUUCUAUGAGCAGAGCUACCUGACAACCAUUCCAGAGGUCUGGGACUUUGAAUUCAAGUUGAUUGCUACGUAGCUUACCGACCAGGCGACCAAUUUAUACAGCCAGUUGUGUUAUUUUCCAGGUGUUAUAUAUCAUAUUACUAGGUUAAGGGCAAAUAAAGUUAUCCAUUUUGUGCAAUUUGCAAAAUUGCAAGGAAUUGUAAGCUGUAAACUAACAAA
Molecule: messenger RNA, 7622 nt
Organism: Drosophila subpulchrella
Lineage: Eukaryota; Metazoa; Arthropoda; Insecta; Diptera; Drosophilidae
Gene: Epg5
Product: ectopic P granules protein 5 homolog
Exons: 14
Coding region: 88-7476 (2462 amino acids)
Biological process (GO): autophagosome maturation
Cellular component (GO): cytoplasm
Source: RefSeq, a predicted model, not a curated record